Botrytis sinoallii is the source of this 663-nucleotide messenger RNA. RefSeq lists its product as uncharacterized. Gene Ontology annotation, cellular component: nucleus; site of double-strand break; DNA replication factor A complex. The record is from RefSeq and is a predicted model, not a curated record. The transcript is spliced from 3 exons. Gene Ontology annotation, biological process: nucleotide-excision repair; mismatch repair; double-strand break repair via homologous recombination. Bases 1 to 327 code for a protein of 108 amino acids. Gene Ontology annotation, molecular function: single-stranded DNA binding; damaged DNA binding. Lineage: Eukaryota; Fungi; Ascomycota; Leotiomycetes; Helotiales; Sclerotiniaceae.
AUGGCCGAAACGCCCACCACCCCCCGCAUUACCUCUCCCUACUUAAAUUCCUUCACUUCGCGCACUGUGCGUAUGGUGGGAAAAGUGACGCAGUUAAGAGGUGAUGAGGCAAAUAUUGAGAGUGAUGGGGCUGUGACUGUAAUUUUGAAUCGGGACUCCCAUCUCCAAGUCGGAAACGCCGUCGAGAUCGUCGGGAAAGUAAACCAAGACCUAAGUGUCAAAGUACUAAAAGCCACUGAUUUCGGCACAAAUUUCGAUUUCGCAGCAAUGAACGCCCUAGUCGACGCAAAUCAUCGAUACAAGGAAAUCUGGUAUACCGAGGGAUAAGAAAUCAUCAACUGUUACCUGUAUUCAAGGACGUUGAGGGCAAGGCAAGACACAAAAUUAUGAUGCCUUCGUUACAGAUAAAUGAGGUAGAUAUACAACUACCACGAGAAAACAUGAUAUGAUAUGGAAUUCUGCAGGGUAAAAGGAAUAGAAGAGAAUGAGAGGUGAUGCUACUUGUUAGAAAGAAUGGAAGGAAUCGAGGCCGAGUAAUAGAUGAGUAGAGGCAGCCGUGAUCUCAAAUCCUGCUUACAUCACAUCCCUCUAUUCAAUGGAAUACCUUGAUGGCGAGCUUAUCGAGAAAAUGCACAAAGAAACAAUACAACACAUAAAGUCAAC